Neofelis nebulosa (Clouded leopard) is the source of this 1239-nucleotide messenger RNA. It is a transcript of the gene CCR10, whose product is annotated as C-C motif chemokine receptor 10. Bases 16 to 1107 code for a protein of 363 amino acids. Gene Ontology annotation, biological process: G protein-coupled receptor signaling pathway; immune response; chemotaxis. Lineage: Eukaryota; Metazoa; Chordata; Mammalia; Carnivora; Felidae. The transcript has 2 exons. Gene Ontology annotation, molecular function: C-C chemokine receptor activity. The record is from RefSeq and is a predicted model, not a curated record. Gene Ontology annotation, cellular component: membrane.
CCCGUGUAGCCAGAGAUGGGGACGGAGCCUGCAGAACAGGUCUCCUGGAGCCCCUACUCUGGGUAUGAUGAGGAGGCAUACUCGGCUGAGCCAUUGCCAGAACUCUGCUACAAGGCGGAUGUCCAGGCCUUCAGUCGGGCCUUCCAACCCAGUGUCUCCCUGGCAGUGGCUGCACUGGGUCUGGCCGGCAAUGGCCUGGUCCUGGCCACCCACCUGGCAGCCCGACGUGCUGUCCGUUCGCCCACUUCUGCCCACCUGCUCCAGCUGGCCCUGGCCGACCUUCUGCUGGCCCUAACCCUGCCGUUCGCCGCAGCCGGGGCUCUGCAGGGCUGGAGUCUGGGAAGUGCCACCUGCCGCGCCAUCUCGGGCCUCUACUCGGCCUCCUUCCACGCUGGCUUCCUCUUCCUGGCCUGUAUCAGCGCCGACCGCUAUGUGGCCAUCGCGCGGGCCCUCCCCGCUGGACCGAGGCCCUCUGCGCCAGGCCGCGCACACGUGGUCUCAGCCAUCGUAUGGCUGCUGUCGCUGCUUCUCGCGCUGCCUGCUCUCCUUUUCAGCCAGGAUGGGCAGCGGGAAGGCCAGCGGCGCUGCCGUCUCAUCUUUCCCGAGGGCCUCGCGCAGACGGUGAAGGGGGCAAGCGCCGUGGCGCAGGUGGUCCUGGGCUUCGCGCUGCCGCUGGGCGUCAUGGCCGCCUGCUAUGCGCUCCUGGGCCGCACGCUGCUGGCCGCCAGGGGGCCCGAGCGCCGGCGUGCGCUGCGCGUCGUGGUGGCCCUGGUGGCGGCCUUCGUGGUCCUGCAGCUGCCCUACAGUCUCGCCCUGCUACUGGAUACGGCCGACCUACUGGCUGCCCGCGAGCGGAGUUGCCCUGCCAGCAAGCGCAAGGAUCUGGCACUGCUCGUGACCGGAGGGUUGGCCCUGGCCCGCUGCGGCCUCAACCCCGUACUCUACGCCUUUUUGGGCCUGCGAUUCCGCCAGGACCUGCGGAGGCUGCUGCGGGGUGGGAGCUGCAGCCCAGGGCCUCGCCCCCGGGGCCGCUGCCCCCGCCGGCCCCGCCUCUCUUCCUGUUCGGCUCCCACUGAGACCCACAGUGUCUCCUCCUGGGACUACUAGGGCUGCGAAUCAAGGAGAGAGGGCGGGCUGAGGAAAUGAUUCCAGGGAGGGUAGUGGGAAAGGGGAGUAGGUGGGGAGACCCUGAGAAGGAUGUAGGGACCUAAAGGAAUUGCUUCUGUACUUUGCCACAUU